AAUAUUUCAUUUGGCGCCAAAAGCGAGCUCAUUCCGCUGCCUUCAAUGGCGACGUUCACACUUAAGCUAAACUUCCUGGGAAAUAUUCUGGUGCGAUUCGUCUCUUUCAUAGUUCUCGUGUUCCUCGCUCGUUUUGCUUGCAUAUUCACCGUCAAAGGCAAAUCAUGCAACUCCGGCGACUUUUGCUUCUUGCCGGAAACUCUAACUCUCAACAUCGCCGGUUCAAAUCCUAAUUCCAUCUCCGGCGACGUUGAAUUACCGGAUUACGGUACCGAUCUACGAAACUACUACUACUCCGUCUUCCUAGAUCUCAUCUCCGACGGUUUCCUCUCGCUUAACUCUCAGUCUCUGUGUAUUGAAACCUUUACUGGAAAAGACAUAGAGGCGUUGAUCGACGUCGGAGUCAUAAAUUCCAUCGGGAUUUUCCACAAAUCAUCUCCGCCGUUGAUUCGAUACGGUUACGGUCAUCAUCAGCCGUUCGAUGAUAACACUUUUCAUUUCGAAUUCGCCGGAAAUGGAGUACUCGACAGAUCGUCGAAGCCAGUUGAAUUCGCUAAAGAAGUUUCUAGAACAUUGAAGCCUGGGGGUAUUUUCGUCAUUCACACUAUAUCGAAAGAUGAUUACAGUCUCAAUUCGUUGAUUCAAUUGUUCAAUUCCUUGAAAUUGAUCAAGUCAAUUGAAAUUGACAGUUUUGCAACGUGGCAGCCACGGAUACGCCAAGUAAUUUUCAAAAAGGUGACACGAUUCGAACCUAUGAUCCGUCGUACGAAAAACACAUGUUUUAUCCCUGAGUAUAAAAGGGAAUUAAUUCGAAAAGCAGAGUCGUUAAUCGAUGAAGAGCCAUUGAAACCAUGGAUAAAAUUGAAGAGAAAUGUGAAUUAUUUGUCUUCAAUGGUUGAUAUUAGCUUCAAGAAUAAGUACAUAUAUGUUGAUGUUGGAGCAAGGAGUUACAGUUCAAGCAUUGGGAGUUGGUUUAAUAGACAGUAUCCGAAACAGAACAAGACGUUUGAGGUAUACGCGAUUGAGGCUGAUAGGGAAUUUCACGACGAGUAUAGGAGAAAGGGUGUCAAUCUUUUGCCAUAUGCAGCUUGGUUGAGGAACGAGACGUUGUUCUUUGAGAUAGCUCGAGUACAAACUAGGAAGAACGUAGAGAAAGGUCGAGGGAUGGGGAGGGUACAAUCAGCACAAUCAUCGCUGAAUUUCUUAUGGGAUUCGGAUAAGAUUGUGGGGUUUGAUUUUGCUGGAUGGUUGAUGAGUUUGGUUGAUGAAGAAAAGGAUUAUUUGGUUGUAAAAAUGGAUGUAGAAGGGAGUGAGUUUCAUUUGGUACAAAAGUUGAUUGAGAGUGGUGCAAUUUGUUUGAUUGAUGAGUUGUUUCUUGAAUGUCAUUAUAAUAGAUGGCAAAGGUGUUGUCCUGGUAAAAGGAGUACAAAAUAUGACAAGACAUAUAAACAAUGCUUGGAAUUGUAUUCCUCUCUUAGAGAUAUUGGGAUUCUAGUACAUCAAUUGUGGUGAUUUGGUGAAAUUGUAAACUAAAUCUCUAAAGCCUAGUAGUAUUCAUUGAUUCUUUGUAUAUAUAU
Solanum dulcamara is the source of this 1577-nucleotide messenger RNA. RefSeq lists its product as uncharacterized. The record is from RefSeq and is a predicted model, not a curated record. Lineage: Eukaryota; Viridiplantae; Streptophyta; Magnoliopsida; Solanales; Solanaceae. The transcript has a single exon. Bases 46 to 1512 code for a protein of 488 amino acids.